CACACUAAAAGAAAUAGAAACCAAAAGUUUGAAUUCGCUUGAUAAGACGCCAUUUAAGGUUGCUGUAAAACAAAGCUUACAAGGUCAAAUUUAUUGGUUUCUGUAAGGGUUAUUUUUCGGGUCGAGUGAGGACAACUUCUUCUUUUCUGGCGGAUUCCAGUUCAUAAAAGGAGAAUGAGUUCCUCUGAGGAGAAAGAGGAGCAGGAUGUUGUUCACUUCCAGAACAAGAGAGCAGCAUCUCCAGAGCCCAGCCUUGUGUCUAUGAAGAGUGACGAAUCCAUGGGAGCACCCCAUAACUUCUGUGAUGAAACAGUGACCUUUAACCCCAGAGAUGAUCAGAUUGGAGACCUGCAGGAGGAUUCUCACCAACCAGUAAAUGAUGAACUACAAAAAGUCAAAGAUCUACACAAAACCACCAUGAAGAACAAGUUUGAGAUCUUAUUUGAGGGAAUCAAACUUGAAGAGAAUCAAACCCUCCUAAACAGGAUCUACACACAGCUGUAUAUCAUAGAGGGAGAAUGUGAAGGAUUGAACAAAGAACAUGAGGUUUUACAGAUGGAGAAAACACCUAGAUUCAAGAAAUCACAUAACACUCAAAUCGUCUGCAAUGACAUUUUUAAAUCCAUACCUGAACGAGAAUGUGAUGAGAACGACAAAAUAAGGGUUGUUCUUACUAAAGGCAUUGCUGGAAUUGGAAAAACCGUCUCUGUGCAGAAGUUUGUUUUGGACUGGGCUGAGGGAAAAGCCAAUCAGGAUGUAGAUUUCAUGUUUGUGCUUCCCUUUCGAGAUCUGAACUUGAUUCGAGAUGAUAAGUACAGUCUUCACAAUCUUCUGGUGGACUUUCAUCCUGAACUUAAAGAUCUGGACUCAAAGAUUUAUGAGGAGUGUAAAGUUGUGUUCAUUUUUGAUGGUCUUGAUGAAAACAGAAUGACACUGAUGUUUUCUGACAGUGAGAAAGUUUCUGAUGUGACUAAGCCUUGCUCAGUGAGUCUGUUGAUGUCAAACCUCAUUAAAGGAGAGCUGAUUUCCUCUGCUUUCAUCUGGAUCACCUCUAGACCAGCAGCAGCCAAUCAGAUCCCCUCCAAUUAUAUCAACCGUCUGACUGAAAUUCAGGGAUUCAAUGAUCGUCAGAAGGAGGAAUAUUUCAGGAAGAGAAUCAGUGACGAGCUUCAAGCCACCAGAAUCAUUACACACAUUAGAAGAGCAAGAAGCCUCCACAUCAUGUGCCACAUACCCGUCUUCUGCUGGAUCUCAUCCACUGUGCUUCAGAAGCUCUUGAAAGGAGAACAAAGUGAAGAAAUCCCUAAAACUCUGACUGAAAUGUACAUUCACUUCUUGCUCAUUCAGAUCAACAAGAAGAAUCAGAAGUAUGAACAAAGUGAUACCAAGAAACUCCUGCAGUCCAACAGAGAAGUGAUUAUAAAACUUUCUGAACUGGCUUUCAAACAAUUGAUGAAGGGCAAUAUCAUAUUCUAUGAGGACGACCUGAGAGAGAGCGGUAUAGACGUCACUGAUGCCUCAGUGUAUUCUGGGAUUUGCACUGAGAUCUUUAAAGAGGAGUCUGCGAUUCAUCAGAGGAAAGUCUACUGCUUCAUACACCUGAGUGUUCAGGAGUUUCUCUCUGCAUUCUAUGUGUUUUACUGCCAUCUGUUGAAGAACAUGGAGCCAUUGGAGGUGUUUCUGAGUGACAAACAUGAGUACAGAUCUACGAAAAACAUGUGUGCACUGCUAUCCUCAGCAGUCGAUAAAACCCUUCAGACUGAAAAUGGACACUUGGAUCUUUUUCUGCGGUUCCUGCUGGGUGUCUCACUAGACUCCAAUCAGAAACUAUUGCAGGAUCUGCUGACACACACAGAGACCAGCUCAGAGAGCACUAGAGAAAUCACACAGUACAUUAAAAAUGAAAUCAAAGGAAGUUAUGGUCUCUCGGCUGACAGAUCCAUCAAUCUGUUCCUCUGUCUGCUGGAGGUGAAUGAUCAGACGCUGUACAGAGAGAUUCAGGGAUUUGUGAAAUCAGACAAACACUCAGAAAAUAAACUUUCUCCUGCUCACUGCUCAGCAAUAGCCUACAUGCUUCAGAUGUUAGAAGAGGUGCUGGAUGAGUUCGACCUCAUGAAAUACAACACAUCAGAUGAGGGUAGAUGGAGACUCAUACCAGCAGUGAUGAACUGCAGAAAAGCUCUGCUUGUUGGAUGUGGUCUCUCUGAUCAGUGCUGUGAAAGUUUGUCUUCAGCUCUGCAAUCAUCAAAUUCCUAUUUGAGAGUGCUGGACCUGAGUAACAAUGACAUCCAAGAUUCAGGAGUGAAGCUGCUCUCAGUUGGACUGAUGAGUUCACACUGUCAACUGAACAUACUAAGACUGGCAGGUUGUCGAUUGACUGCUCAGUGCUGUGAAAGUUUGUCAUCAGCUCUACAAUCAUCAAACUCCCCUCUGAGAGAGUUGGAUCUGAGUAACAAUGACCUGCAGGAUUCAGGAGUGAAGCUGCUCUCUACUGGACUGAAGAGUUCAUACUGUCAUCUGAACAUACUGAGAUUGGCCAUCUGUAAUCUCACUGGUCAGUGUUGUGAAAGUUUGUCUUCAGUUCUACAAUUAAUAAACUCUUGUCUGAGGGAGCUGGACCUGAGUAACAAUGCCUUGAUGGAUUCAGGAGUGAAGCUGCUCUGUGUUGGACUGAAGAAUCCGCACUGUCUCCUGAACAUACUCAGAUUGUCUGGAUGUAUGGUGACAGAGGAAGGCUGUGGUUAUGUGUCUUCAGCUCUGAGUUCAAACCCCUCUCACCUGAGAGAGCUGGAUCUGAGCUACAAUCACCCAGGGGAUUCAGGAGUUAAGCUGCUCUCUGAUACAAUGAACAAUCCAAACUGCACACUGGACAAACUCAAUGUGGAUCAUGGAGCAGAAUUCAGGAUUACAGCAGGACUACAAAAAUAUGCCUGCAAUCUCACACUGGAUCCAAACACAGUAAACACUGAACUUAUUCUUUCCGAUGAGAAAAGAAAAGCGACAUGUUUGGAAGAGAAACAGUCUUAUCCUGACCAUCCAGAGAGAUUUGAUGAGUGUCCUCAGGUUCUGUGUAGAGAGAGUAUUUCUGGACGUUGUUACUGGGAGGCUGAGUGGAGAGGAGAGGCGGAUAUAUCAGUGACAUAUAAAGGAAUCAACAGGAAAGGAUGGAGUGACUGUCAGUUUGGACUCAAUGAAUUUUCCUGGAGUCUGAAUUGCUCUGAUAACAGAUUCACAGUCUGGCAUGACAAAAAGUCAACUGACAUACGUGUCCCUGCAGGCUCCUUAAAAAGAGUUGGAGUGUAUGUGGAUGUGUCAGCCGGUACUCUGUCCUUCUACAGCCUCACUGACACACAUACACUCAUACACUUGCACACUUUUACCUCCACGUUUACUGAGUCUCUUUAUGCUGGAUUUUGGGUUUAUCGCUUGAACUCCUCAGUGUCUCUGUUUUAGUUUGAAAAGCUUUGAGCAAGAACAGAGAUGUUGCAAAUAAAUUAAGCACUAAUGUUAUAAAUCUUUAACACAACCCUGUUUCUCAGAUUUAUAUGUUAGA
This is a messenger RNA of Pimephales promelas (fathead minnow), 3553 nucleotides long. The record is from RefSeq and is a predicted model, not a curated record. NCBI's taxonomy places the organism in Eukaryota, Metazoa, Chordata, Actinopteri, Cypriniformes, Leuciscidae.